CCUAUGUAUGUACGUACACACUCGAUGCUGGGGGGAAGUUUGUGGACAUGUUCUGUUGAAAUUAUGUUAUUAAAUCACCGCAACAGUUUGCGAAAUUGUCGACACUGUAGUCACUUUGAUUUGGGAUCAAAAGACAAACGCAGGGAGACCAAGAACACGUGUCUGCAUGGUUUCUAAGUUGUUUACUCUUUGGGUUGAAGAAAAGUAGUCGAAGUCGAAGUAUGUCAUCUGUUGCGCACAAUCCCGUCAUCGAGUUGCAUGCAGUCGACUUUGGCCCAGAGCAAAUUGGCUCCGCACAACCGUCAAACUUACAAGGCGAUAUUGAAACGGUUCCCACACGUGAAUGAGGCACACAGUAAAGUCCAGGGCCAGCUUGAGCCCUAACGGCAGAAAAACGUCUUCAGAUCCGACUUUGGAGAGGAUGGGGUAUUCAGUCGCCACAAUUUACCUUUUCCUGUAGGACAUACGUUGCCUCCAGAGGCCUUCUGUAUACACAAUUAAACAAAGCGGGCUACGCCCGUGGCCGACAGAGACAGUGUUAGGAAGCCACCCAAGGCCUCGUCCCGGAUUUGAGCUCAAGCGAUUUGAUCUGUGGUUGCUUGUAUUUUGUUAGCAUGAGUCUUCCUCCCCAGCAGAAGGGGGUCCCCGAUAAGAGUGGGGGCAGGCCUUGUUCCGCAGCCACCAUGAAGGAGACCACACUGCAGCAUUGCGGGGACGUCUUUUACGGCGGUAUGGUGCCCCCUGCGCAGGAGUCUGCUCAUGGGGCCCGGGAGCCCGGAGGACAUGGGCUCUUCAAUCCAGAGGAGGGGCCCCAAAGUCGGACACAGUACCAGCACACAGCCCCUGUGAACUGGAUGAACCAGGACCCCAACCAGACUCCUGGCUGGUCUCAGGAAGCCCCCGGGCCUGCCCCUACCAACCAGUGGGGACAGAACAUUGGCCAGUACAGGGCCGGCUUGAACAACACCAGGGCCCCGAUGCCCUUCCCCAAGGGGGGCCACGGUGGAGGAGCUGCCCUGCAGGCGGGGCCGGCGGAGAAGCAGGGCCCUGGGACCAUGGAGCUGAACAGGGAGGGCACAGGCAUGAGUUGGGGGCCGUUUAGCGCAUCCAUGCUCCAGGCCAUGGAGCAGCGGCACAUGGGCGUCGAACUCCUGGCACACAGCGCCAGGGCCACCCCCCCCCGCCCCUCUGCACCACCAGGGCCCUUGUUGCAACCUUUCCAGUUUCCAUACCACACUGUGUUCCAGGGGGCGACCGAGGCUGCGUCCAACCCGAGCUACGACGAGCGGCCCAAGGCCCCGCACCCCCAGUACCAGCUGAUACAGCUUCAGAUGCAGCAGCAACUCCAGCAGCAACAGCAGCACCAGCAACUCCACCAGCAGCAGCACCAGCAACUCCACCAGCAGCAGCACCUGCAGCAUCACCAGCAGCUGCGCCAGCAACGCCAGCAACAGAUGCAGCAUCACCAGCUGCAACUGCAACAGCAGCAAAUGCAGAGGAUGCAGCAGCAGGAAAUACUGCAGCCACAGUCUCUGCACAAGCAGCAGCCAAACCAACACUUCCUGAGUUACAACCAGGCCCCUGACGACUGUCCACCAAGCGCCAGCCCCCCGCCCCCUCUGAAGGACAGACCUUGCUCUGAGGAGACUCGAGGACCGACGCCAGAAGUGGACACCCCAUCCACUGACCCCGCAAGCACGCCCUCCGACCCCUGCCCCCCUAAGGUCACACCGGACCCAAUGUCGCCCUCCUCUGAUGCGCCGCUGGCUGGCCCUCGCCGCUCCCGCCGCCUCUCCAGGGACGGGCUGUCCCCCGUGAUCGGCCCGCCCUCACUGACCCCCUGGAACCAGACCCCCAGGGAGACGCCCCAGAACGGUGUGGUGACCGGGGGGGAGGGGGGGCAGGGCCCCGCUGGGGGGGUCAUCCAGAGUACCCGUCGUCGUCGGAGGCCGUCGAAAGAGAUCAAUCUGGAGACCCUGGCCCAAAAGGCCUCAGAGAUGGAGUCUCUCCCGCCCGCAAAGGUUGCCAAGGCAACUAAGGAAGAGGGUCCUCGGGGCAGACAGGCUGGCAUGGGGCCCCUGGUUAUCCCAGUGUCUGUGCCGGUUCGUCAGGGUCAGACCGCUCAUCCGGCUGUCUGGCCACGUGCCCCCGCGGGCCAGCACACCCUGGUCCCUCCGCAGCAUGAGCACCAGCAUUCCGUCAUCGUGCCCCGCCGCCGUUCUCUGAGAACCUCCCUUUCAGAGAGCUUCAGCCAGGACGGGGAGAGCGAUGCGGGCCAGGACGACGACGGGAAAUCGGCCAAGCACAGACGGCGCCCUCGUCCAGAGCCUCUUUUCAUCCCGCUGCCCAAAGCGCCCACGUUCAUCGUCCCCUCGGUCUACUCAGCCAUCACUCCCUACCAGAGCCACCUGCGUUCCCCCGUCCGGCUUCCGGACCACCCCUUCACCCUGCCCCCCUACACCCCGCCCCCUAUCCUGUCGCCCGCGCGCGAGGGCUCCGGCCUCUACUUCUCCACCUUCUUGUCCUCCAUCGCAGCCGGCAACCAGCCACUUCAGCCGCCACCCGUCACACCAAAGUCUGCGCCGCGCAGCCUCCUGCACUCCGCCAGUUCUGACAUCACGCCCCCGGCACCUCCUUUGGUCACCGACGCCACACCUGUCAGCUUUGAACCGCGUAUUAACAUCGGCCAGCAGUACCAGGCGGAGGUACCGGAGCUGCUGCCAGAUCGCACGCUCGCCCAGCGAGACCUGCACAAGGCUGAGCUGGUCUGGCUUCCCAUGAAGGAGUCCCAGCUGAGUCCGACGGUGCAGGAAACAGUGGACGACCUGAUGAACUUGGCCUGCUCCAGUGCUCUGAAUGGCGGAGGCACCAACCAGGAGCUGGCCCUUCACAGUCUGCAUGAGUGCGGCGGCAACGUACUUGAGGCCCUGGCGUUCCUGCUGCUCAAAGAGCCCGUUUUCUCUAAAGGCCACCACCUGGCUGAAUAUCACUACUCAGGAUCAGACAUUUGGACUCCCUCAGAGAAGCGCUACUUCAACAAAGGCAUUUCUGCCUACAGGAAGGACUUUUUCUUGGUGCAGAAACUGGUGCAAACAAAGAGCGUGGCUCAGUGUGUGGAGUUCUAUUACACCUAUAAGAAACAGGUGAAGAUCGGUCGCAGUGGGACUCUCACUUACGGGCCUCCUGAGUCCCCGGUGGAGACACAGAAUGAAGCGCUGCUGGAGUUCAAGAGCUCUCAGCGAUCUAAACCUACUCAGGAAGACGAUGACAACAACGACAGGAAGUGGGAAGGGUCAUGUGACCGGGGUCAAGAUGGUGGUCAUUUAAGAGUUACUCAGACACUACAGGCUCACGAAAAUGCAGUAGCAGCGGACCAGGACGCAGGACAUCGGGGCGAACCUCCCCAUCCGAACCCUCCCACCGUCCCCCGGAAACCUCGGCCCGAUUCAGCGGGGAGGAAGAGCAGACCCCCCCCGAAACCCCCCCAGGACCCAGAGGGGAUUUUCCCCUGCAAGAAAUGUACCAGGGUGUUCUACAAGGUGAAGAGCCGAAGCGCCCACAUGAAGAGCCACGCCGAGCGGGAAAAGAAGGACGCUGCGCUCCGGCUCAAGGAGGAGGAGGAGCGGGAGGCCGCGGCGGCCAUGGCACGUGCCAGGGAGUUGCAGAAGGCCGUGGCAAACGGGGGCGAGGGGGCGACGGGAGAACCGGAGGAGGUCAGCGAUGACGAUGUGCCCUCCGACGUGGAGGAUGAAAACGACAAGGACUGGCACUGAGGCGGGGCGGGAGGUAGAGGGAGUUCGAAGGAGAACGAUAACCCGCAAAUGGAUUUGGUUUUUAAGACAAUGACAUUAAGAAUGGUGGUGGUCCAGGUUGCUGGUGUUUCUGUGGCAGGAUGGUCGCCUCUCCAGUACAGCCAACUGAGAUGGUCUGAAUAAACGACAGUCUGGAGUGAUGCUUGGAUUCAACCGUAGAACCGUUUAGGUAGGUGUUCUUUUGUAGAAAGAAACAAGUGGACCAAGGCGUUAUACUAAGGAGUUAGUUUCCAGUGCCCUAUUUGGUUUAUGGCAUGUUCAGUGCAACCCAAAGUUUAAAUACUCAGCCAGUUUACUUUUCGUAAAAAGAAAUAUAUUUAGCAAAUGCACUUAUACAUUGUAUUCUACUGCUUUUUCUGAUUUCAGUUCUUUUAUAUCACUUAUUUAAUUGAAUAUCUAUAUUGUAAUAUCUAUGUUUUUCUAGGUCUUUUUUCUGACUUUUAGGCCAAUCGUUGGCUAUUAUUAGUUUACUGAAGCAGACUUAAACAAACUUGCUCUACUUAGUGGGUGCCUCUUUGGCCUUAUUAAAUCAAAAGCUACCGUUCACUUUUAUAUAUUUUUUCAAAUUGGGGAUGUUGUAGAUACUCGAUCAUGUGGAACAGGAACUGAAAAAAUCCCAGAUCCAAUUAUGUGAACAUCUGUUGUUGUGACCUUGAGCAAGGCCUUUAACUCUUGCUUCUUGUUGCGUUUGGAUACAAGUUUCUGCUAAAUAAUGAAAAUGUAAAUAUCACCUUAUGAAUUCUUAGCUUUUUUUAAGGAAAAUUAUUGUGAAAUAGAAAUUUUGAAUUGUCAUCAAACUCUACUGUUCAAUUGCACAUUUAUACUACAAAGGGACUUUUAAAAUGGAAUGUUUCUUGUGUAUAAUGUUUUUUAAAGUCAUAUAUUUAAAAUGCUGCAUUGAAAAGAAUGUUGCCAACAUUUUAAAGCUAAUCUCUUUUGGCCAUUUACUUCAAACACCUAUAGAAGAACAAUGUUUCCCUGGGAGUAGUUCAGCUUUAAUUACCCAUCAUAAACCUCAGUAGGACCUGGUUUUACUAGUGUUUGCAAACCUACCAUUUUUCAUAAAACUACACGUUGGAUGUCCUGGAUUGCCAAUCCCCACAUUUGUGGGCUCUAUGAAUUAAAGUCCAGUCACAUUCAUUCUGCCUGAGUUUUGUAGCGAAAAAGGAAAUUGAUUUUAUUCCAAUUGAGGAUUCUAGCUUUAACUAAUCAAUAAUGUCAACUGCUGUUGGGUUUAAAAAAAAAAAAAGUCUAUUAAAAAUCUUCCUGUUC
Messenger RNA from Esox lucius (northern pike), 5084 nucleotides. It is a transcript of the gene mideasa, whose product is annotated as mitotic deacetylase associated SANT domain protein a. The coding region runs from base 615 to 3773 and encodes 1052 amino acids. Gene Ontology annotation, cellular component: histone deacetylase complex; transcription regulator complex. Lineage: Eukaryota; Metazoa; Chordata; Actinopteri; Esociformes; Esocidae. Gene Ontology annotation, biological process: regulation of transcription by RNA polymerase II; negative regulation of DNA-templated transcription. The record is from RefSeq and is a predicted model, not a curated record. The transcript has 13 exons. Gene Ontology annotation, molecular function: transcription corepressor activity.